Molecule: messenger RNA, 3880 nt
Organism: Dryobates pubescens (Downy woodpecker)
Lineage: Eukaryota; Metazoa; Chordata; Aves; Piciformes; Picidae
Gene: NTNG2
Product: netrin G2
Exons: 14
Coding region: 1300-3366 (688 amino acids)
Source: RefSeq, a predicted model, not a curated record
CUGGCAUUUCCUCCCUGCACCUUUAAGAAGCACAUUGCUGCCCGGUGGGAUGGUGUCUGCUAAAGCUGCACAGAGGAAGUUACGCAGCCGGGAUCAGGCUCGGAGAUAAAAGCUCCGAUUGUGAUUGAAAGUGAGAGCAAAAGGGAUUUCAGCCUCGGCAUUAACUUGCCGGGAGAGCCGGGGAUUGCACAAAGCUUCCCCAGCCAUCUGCCCUUGGGGGCCGGCGGCGCAGCGGCUCCUGGCCGGGCUGGGGGAGGAGGAGGUGGGUGUGUGUGUGUGUGUGGAUGUUGGGGGGGGUGUAUUUGAAGGGGGGAUCCCCCAAGCCCUGAAGUUCACAGCUCCAUCGGGAGCCCCGCACCGCAGAGCUCCCUCCUCCCGGUGCAGCCUGCUCAUGAACUCUCCCUUUGCCCUGACCAUGAAAGAGGGAGGAGACCUCAGGUAGCAGCAUGGCUUGUGGCUGAAGGCUUUGAGAGCUUGAUGCUCAGCUGCCAAAAGGCAGAGCUGGACACAAAUCCUCUCCUGUGAGCGUCUCCCUGCUGCUGUUAAGGGAAGCAGGGAGAAGCAGCAAGGACAGAACCGCUCCUGCCAACCCACUGACUGUCCAGCAUCCUACCAGGACCGCCAGGGAUCUCGCCACCGACCCGACGACUAUGUUGAGGCAAACAUCCUUUGGGAGCAAGGAAUUUUAACUCCAAAGAACCUCCUCCCUUGUCAGAGUGGUACUGAUGACCAGAUGCUAGGUCUCUUUCUGUGUGCUAACAUUCAAAAGCUCCACCAGCUGAAGGCAAACCACAGUUCAAGGCACUCUCCACGGCGACGCAACUGCAGCAGACCAGAAGGUUGAGGCAAACCUGAUCCAGCACCACCUCACAGCCUCUCCAGCUUACUCCUAUCAAAUUUCAUCAGCAGCUCAGAACUUGAUCUUUCUAUUGAUUGACUGGAGUCACCUCUAGAUAUUUUCAUGCUGAUUUGGAAGCCCUUUUGUACAACAGAAGGGGGUGGGGGGUGGGGAAUGAGGGUAAGGAAGACUUUUGACCACUGAUCAGCAGCUCCGGCCAAAACUUUCCCCACUCACCGCUUCGCAAAGUUGGCUUCCGUGCCGAGAAACUUGCCACAGCCAAACAGAGCACGCAGAGUGGGAUCAUUCCUGUUGGCAUCCUGGAUCUCCUUUGACUGGAUCACUCUUAGAUGAGGAGUUUCCAUGCUGAUCCCGAGAGCAACCCCUAGCCCAGUAGCUGCCUUCCUCGGGACUCUCGGCGCUGCCCUCGCCCAGGGCUCCAGCACUUGGCCGCAGCUGCCAUGCUCUACCUGGCUGCUUUCCUCUUGCACUGUCUCCCCUUGGCCAUGGGACAGUAUGACAUUUGCAAGUCCUGGGUGACCACGGAUGAUGGCCCAUCAUGGGAGUUCUAUGCUUGUCAGCCCAAGGCCAUGAGGAUGAAGGAUUACGUGACAGUGCGGGUGGACCCGGCAGGAAUCACCUGUGGGGACCCUCCGGAGAGAUUCUGCACCCAUGAGAACCCCUACCUGUGCAGCGACGAGUGCGACGCCUCCAACCCGGACCUGGCUCACCCGCCCCGGCUGAUGUUCGACAGCGAGGCCGAAGGGCUGGCCACCUACUGGCAGAGCGUGACCUGGCGCCGCUACCCCGAGCCGCUGCUGGCCAACAUCACCCUGUCCUGGAACAAGAGCAUCGAGCUGACCGACGACAUCGUCAUCACCUUCGAGUACGGCCGCCCCACCGCCAUGAUGCUGGAGAAGUCGCUGGACAACGGCAGGACCUGGCACCCCUACCAGUACUACGCCGACGACUGCAUGGAGGCCUUCGGCAUGCCGGCGCGCAGGGUGCGGGAGCUCUCGGCCACCAGCGCCAACAGGGUGCUGUGCACCGAGGAGUUCUCGCGCUGGGCGGGCUCCAAGAAGGAGAAGACCGUCCGCUUCCAGGUGCGCGACCGCUUCGCCAUCUUCGCCGGCCCCGACCUCAAGAACAUGGACAACCUCUACACCCGGCUGGAGAGCGCCAAGGGCCUCAAGGACUUCUUCACCGUCACCGACCUGCGGAUGAGGCUGCUGAGGCCGGCCCUGGGGGGCACCUACGUGCAGAGGGAGAACCUCUACAAGUACUUCUACGCAGUCUCCAACAUCGAGGUCACCGGCAGGUGUAAGUGCAACCUCCAUGCCAACCUGUGCACCUUCAGAGAGGGCAGCCUGCAGUGUGAGUGUGAGCACAACACCACGGGGCAGGACUGUGGCAAGUGCAAGAAGAACUUUCGCUCCCGGUCCUGGCGAGCAGGCUCCUACCUGCCUCUCCCCAACGGGUCCCCCAAUGCAUGUGCAGCUGCAGGCUCAGCCUUUGGCACAUUCGAGAGACCGCAGAGGGUCAUCACCUCCAAAACCACCACUGCAAAAACCACCACCACGACCACCACCACAACCACCACAACCACCACCACCACUACCACCACCAGCACCCCCCUACCUGCCACCACCACCCCCCAGCCAGCAAGCAUCAUCAGACCAUCACCUUCUGAGUCCACUGCCUCUGUGCCCACCAGAGAAACGCAGAACACAUCAGACUUCAGCAGCUGGUCGGCAGCAGCUCCACUGCAAGUGGGCAAGGCUGGCCCAGGAGCAGAAGCUGUCCAGAGCCCACCAAACCCAGCAGCUCUUCAGCCCAAGCCGAAGCCACCAAAGCCUCCUGAGAACAUCCGAGCAGCUCCGAAGAGCAAAGGGCGCACAGCAGGCAAGAGGCACGGGAAGAAGCCAGCAUCCUCAAAGAGCUCAAAACUCCUCCGGCUCAGACCAGACUCUGGCCCAGUGGCUCCUGUUGAGAACUAUAAAGACUGCGAGUGCUACGGACACUCCAACCGCUGCAGCUACAUCGACUUCCUCAACGUGGUGACCUGCGUCAGCUGCAAGCACAACACCCGGGGCCAGCACUGCCAGCACUGCCGCCUGGGCUUCUACCGCAACAGCUCCGCCGAGCUGGACGACGAGAAUGUCUGCAUAGAAUGUAACUGCAACCAGAUCGGCUCCAUGCACGACCGCUGCAACGAGACCGGCUACUGUGAGUGCAAGGAGGGAGCCACGGGGCCCAAGUGUGACGACUGCUUGCCCAACUACUACUGGAGACAGGGCUGCUUCCCCAACGUCUGCGAUGACGAACUGCUGCUGUGCCAGAACGGGGGCACCUGCUACCAGAACCAGCGCUGCAUCUGCCCCGUGGGCUUCAAGGGGGUCCUGUGCCAGCAGUCUCGCUGCGAGGCCGACAAGAAGGACUGCGACGGUGCCCACGGUGCCCGCGGCGGCGCCGGCACUGUCCUGCUGGCGGUGCUGACCCUCCAGCUGCGUGCCUGGGUGGACCUCUGAAGCCACCGAGCAGGGGCCCAGCCCAGGCACGUCACCCGAGGGACCCGGGGAGACCAAGGUAAUGGUUGGUGGCUCUCUCCCCACCAGCCUCUCCGCCUGCCUUCACGCUAGGACUUGCACAACGUCUUUCGGGCCACUUCCCAAGCAGAGAGGUGAGCAGAAAGCAGGGGCCGACCCCUGCCCACGAACCUGUCCUUGGUGUCAGCUGAGGUGGCCGCGGCACGGAGCCGGCUGCCGAGCAGCAGCGUGGGGACUGCACCUGAGCCCCGGCCCCGCAGCCCAAGGUCCUUCCCUCCGUGCAGCAGCUCUCCUCCCCCGCUCCACACGGGGCCACCGGAGCCCUGCUGCCAGCAGUGCCACCUCCCCAGGGGUGUUUUUUAUUGCUCCUUCCUUUACUUUGGUAAAGACUGGGGUGUCCUUUUUAUUUGUCCUGUUCUUAGUGUCCUGUCUUGAAAGAGCCAAUCAUGCCCACAGCCAUCACACAGCAGGCAGGGGAAGGGAAGGGGAGGGGAGG